Molecule: messenger RNA, 1254 nt
Organism: Cordyceps militaris CM01
Lineage: Eukaryota; Fungi; Ascomycota; Sordariomycetes; Hypocreales; Cordycipitaceae
Exons: 5
Coding region: 1-1254 (417 amino acids)
Biological process (GO): adenylate cyclase-activating G protein-coupled receptor signaling pathway
Cellular component (GO): plasma membrane
Molecular function (GO): G protein-coupled receptor activity
Source: RefSeq, a predicted model, not a curated record
AUGGACGCCAUCGUCCACGAUGGCUCCGACCUGUCGGCGGACCAGAUUGCGACGCUGGUGGCCAUUGAGCGCACCGGGGCCAGCCUGUCGAUGAUUGCCAUCUCCAUGAUUGCGCUUUCGUACCUCGUCUACCCGAAGCUGCGAACGACGCCGAAUACGUUUCUCCUCUUUGCGUCCAUUGCCAACGCCGGCGCUAGCAUCGCAUCGAUGAUUGGCUAUGACGGGCUGCUGCAGGGCGACGACUCGUCGCUGUGCCAGGGCCAGGCUUUCAUAUUCGAAUGGUUCAUGCAAGCCGACCCGUGGUGGUCCUGCGCCAUGGCAUGCAAUGUGUUUCUCGUCUUCUUCUGCAACGUCAACCCGGCGACAUUUCCACGCUACAUUUGGGCCUAUUGCCUUCUGUGGUGCUGGAUCGGUCCAAACUGGAGCCUGGUGCGACUGUACGCGUACUACAUUCCGAUCUGGGUCUGUAUCUUUUUGUCGAUUGUUAUCUACAUCGCCGUUGGACACCACGUCUUUCAACAUCGAAACCGCUUGCGCGGGGCUGGGCAGCAGAGCCUGGACAAAAAUGGCCGCCUGCCGUCUCUGCAGAUCACCGAUGUCGAUGACUCGGUCGAAGAAAUUUGUCCAGAACGGAUCGACUGCUACGGAAUUGCCGUGACUGAAGUCCACGUCGAGUCGGACGUUUCGCCAUGCGACGACCGCGGACAGUUAAUCCUACAGCCUCCUACCCAUGUAGCCACCAUCUCAACGUCUUCCAAGAACAUGGUUGAGACGACGCAGACGAUGCACGCGAUGGAGCCAGUGAUGCGUGCCUCGGUGCUGGCCGCGCCACGAUGCAACAAGACGAGCUUGUCGAAACAUCUUGGCAAGUUGAGAAAGACGGCGAAGCUGCGUCUGCGACGGCUGGACCCGGUCAAGAUGGCCUAUCUCCGCACAAGCUUCAUAUUCGGGUUCGCGGUGCUCGUCACUUGGAUCCCCAGCUCCGUCAACAGGCUGUACAGCAUCGCCAACCAUGGCCACAUCAACUUUCAGCUGAGCGCCGUCAGCGGCACUGUGCUGCCCCUGCAAGGCGUGAUGAAUGCGCUCAUCUACUUUACCACGAGUUGGAAGACGGUGUCGCACAUCUUCAACGAGACGGCGGAAACAAUCUUUAGCCGGAAGAAGACGCGGGCAUGCGGUUGGACGAGUUGGAAUUGGAGCCACGUCGGCCGAGUUCUGCACGGCUGCACCGAGUCUAAAGACGAGCACCGAUGA